This is a messenger RNA of Plectropomus leopardus (leopard coralgrouper), 3299 nucleotides long. RefSeq names its product DET1 and DDB1 associated 1 (gene dda1). Gene Ontology annotation, cellular component: Cul4-RING E3 ubiquitin ligase complex. NCBI's taxonomy places the organism in Eukaryota, Metazoa, Chordata, Actinopteri, Perciformes, Serranidae. The record is from RefSeq and is a predicted model, not a curated record. Gene Ontology annotation, biological process: positive regulation of proteasomal ubiquitin-dependent protein catabolic process.
CUAUCAUCCAACCAUCAUGCUAGCUGAAGAAGUCCAGUGCAACUAGCCUUGCUAAAUCAUGCAAUGAUAUGUUGGGUUAUUUUACCCGUGUGUUGUAUUAUUUCUUUAUGGACACUGGGGUCUAGAAUGGAAUCAACAACUGGUGUGUGAAGGUCGUUGUUUUUUUUUGCCAGGAGGACUCAAAAGGACAGGCGUCUCGGUUGACUAACGCUAGCCUGUUAGCUAGCACGGCUAACCGUAGCAUACUCACACUGCCUGCCAUCACGACCAGCACAAGCCAAGUCCACGAGUCGGCGUUUCAACGUUGGAAAUUACUAUCAUCAUGGAGAAGGCUGAUUUCUUGAAAGGACUUCCUGUCUACAAUAAGAGUAACUUCAGCAGGUUCCAUGCAGACUCUGUUUGUAAAGCGUCUAAUCGGAGGCCCUCUGUGUACCUUCCAACACGAGAAUACCCAUCUGAACAGAUUAUUGUAACAGAGAAAACCAACAUCCUUUUGCGUUAUCUCCAUCAGCAGUGGGACAAAAAGAAUGCAGCAAAGAAAAGGGAACAGGAGCAAGGUGAGGGUGACAGUCCGGCACCCCCAAGGAAGAUCGCUAGGACAGAUAGCCAAGAGAUGAACGAGGACUCAUAAGUUUGUGUAUAUUUGUGUGUGUGUUUGAGAGAGUGUGAAUGAAUGUGUGUGUGUUUGCAUAUACAGGGUAUAGCCAGCAUAAACUAACAAAACUGAGGAUAAUCCAACCUGAAUAAAUACUUCUGGUCAUUCUGCAUUAUGGCAGAAUGACCAGAAAUGACUUCUAAAACUUGGAAAUGAGUUGGCAUUUUUGCCCUCCCUGCUCCCUCAUCUUGAAGUCAAUGAGUCUAUUGAAAUUUUUUUGAUUCACACACACUUAAAGGUACACUGUGCAGGUUUUUCAGUUACUGUUUGCAAACAUGCUCACCACCAAAAGUGAAAGUAAAAGCCAGAUUCGUUUAAGUUUAUCAUUUCACCUCACUAUUUGCACUUUUUCAGCACUCUGUCUCUUGGAUGCUCGUUGCUAAUGUUAUUACUCCUGGUUGUCACCUUUUUAUAAAGCCCCGACCUCACCUGAGCGCCAUUGGGGGUUCAUACCCAUAAAUAUCCCAAACAAAAAAAAUAAGAGGAAAAAUAGAGGCAGAGGGCAGAGGCUCUGCAGAAAAAUACACCGUCACACAUUUCUAAUAGGCCAAAAGCGAUGAUUGAGAUGGAUCACUUUUGUGUGAGUCUUUACACUGUUAAAUCCCUCAUAAUAUAUCUUAAAAAUUAAAAAAUUUCAUGUUUUGCUCUCUGACAUAAAAUACAUCAGUAAUUUCCCACUUUGAAUUUUCAUGCUUUUGUCUAAAAAAAAUCAUUAUUAACAAGUGGCUAAAUGUGAUAGAAGUUGGCGACUUUGAACAUCCUUGCGCAGCACACGCCUUUUACAGCCUCAUUAUGAUUGUGAUGUUGAAGUCAUGGGACUGUGGUGUACUUUGUUUGUAGUCUAAUAUUAGUGUUUUACAUUUGCUGAUUGCAAUUACGCUCCAAAUGUCCGAAGAUUAUCUUGCUAAACAAGUUAUGCAAGUGUCAUAAACUUUUGUUUGUCGCAGUAUUUUCUGAAAAGUACUUGAUUUUUAUCGAGGGAACCACAGCGACGUAAACGUUUGGGCUGGCAUACAGAAAAACUUCAUCCCUGCAACACUCAAUUUUGUUACUCUUAUAUAUGUUGCCUAUUCCCUGUGUAGGUUAGCAACCGUGUAUAUGUAUGCAUGCUGAGGUGUGAGUGUGUGUUGUACUGUGUGUGUGCAGUGAAUGAAUAGUUGAAAAAGUGUAGAUUUAAGAUCAGAGGGACUUGACACAUAAAGUCAGACACUACCCUUAAAAACAGUCUCAUAAACUGGUACAUGACUUGUGUAGCCUUCUUCUGCCACCCAGAGAGUCUGUCCUGAUUUGUGCAAAGAUACAUUUUUGUUACUGUUUUAACUUUAUUAUAACUAUUAUUUUUUAUGUAUGGCAAUGAGCUUCCUGCCAGCCACAGUGCCCACCCUCUCAGUUUCACUGCCCACUCUGCAACCACAUGGGGGCAUUGCGACAUUUCUCCACACUGUUUGAAUCAAGAGAAUCAAGUCUGCACUGUGAAGAACAGCACAACGUAGAGGCAACUCUUCCAGAAUCCCCCGUAGAUGUGUAUUUAUGGUGAAUAUGCAUAUCUCCAUUCUAUUCUGGGACUUGUGCUUUUAGGAUAAAUGUGGUGUUGGUGUUUCUGAGAAAUAUUUUUUGCAUCUAGCACCACCUGCUGGCUGAUCCAGGCUUGUAAGAAUGAGUAAGGUUUAGCUGAUCUUUAUCAAAGGAUGUACAAGACAAAAAGAACAAAAAACAUGACCUUAAAUAUGGAGAUUUUGAUGUUGGAUUUUCAGGUGCACAACAGGGUAACAGCACAGAUAGUGAAGAAAAAAAUGUAAUGUCUGGAAAAGGGAAAAAAAAAAAAAAUUAUGAUAUGUGUAAAUAAUUGCCAGUACCACAAUUAGUUCAUCCAAUGGAGUAUCUUUGUGUCUGCCUUUUUGUAAAAUAAUACUUACCCAUGGAUACGAUAGAAAAUGACCCUUGGGACAGUAAAGAAAGAGCCCUGGUGCCCAGUGGAUGUUGCCUUGCAUGUUGAUGUUUUCACAGCUGGGUGUUAUGUUCCUGGCCCAUUAAUACAACGUAAGGGGUGUUGGGGUUGUGGUGUUAUCUUGUGUGACUGGAAGGUUUUAGCCUAGAGGCCUUACAACCCGUCAUCAUGGUUCGGACCCUUUCGCUCCCCCAGGUCAGGGCCCGGGCAGCUGUACUGUUCUCCCUGUCUUUGUGACAGUGCUGAAUGGUUUGUGUCUGAGAGCUGGCUUAGAUGAACACGGGGGUUUAAAGCGGUGUUAUAAUUUCAGCCAUAGAAUGCACAAUAAGCAUGCACAGCAAAGUGCAGUUGCCAUCCUGCCUUGUUCCUGAGAUUCAGUUUGUAUUGGUGUCAUAUACUGUACAACACUGAUUAAAGCUUUUUUCUUCUUUUUUAAUAUCACUGCCCAGCAGUCACGUCAAACCCUCCAGCCCCUCUUGUCUUUUUUUUUUCAGUCAAUGCUGCAAUGUUGGUUGACAGUGUGGUCAGUCAUCUUUUGACCCACAGUGUAAAUACUGUCUGUUUCUGAAGUGUAAUACCACAUUAUACUUCUGCUCGGAUAGACUGUUGUACAACACCCUAAGCCUUGCCCCAUCUCAUGUGUGUUAGAUCAAAUGUUCUUUUUAGCUUUGCAGAAAUAAAACUGGAUUAAAAAUG